CCUCAACCACCUCACCAGUUUGUCAAGCUUGGACAAAGUCAACACCUCACACAUAACUGACUUGAGCCGGCUCCACCAACCACCCAGUAUCUACCACCAGCUAGUUAGUUGUUCCAGUGCCGGCUAAGUCAGUUGUUAGGACUUUUUGAAGGAGUUGAUCAACUUAAAACAAGUGUGUCCAUAACACUUGUAGACACACACACUCGGCUCUACUCCAGGUAGACAUCUCAGUGCUAUAAUUGACGAGAAGAUUGUUGUCUUAGCCCAAUCACUGUUCUACAGAUGGGAGUCAUUUCGUCUUCGGAGCUCAUCUUGUUGAGAGGAUUCGGUUCUAAUAUCAUGUCAACGACCUGGAGAACUCUCAGAUCAACUUGUACUGUCCACUCAACAAGACUGCAGCAUUGAAAAUGUCCAGACUGCUACUUCUAGUUGCAACUAUUCUCACCUUGCACCAGGUUGGAAGAUGUCAAGAAUUUGCUUACUUCAGGUGCAAUAACUCCACUAAGAUUUUGCAGUUUGUUUACAUUGGAGACUUAACAUUCUACGACUUCUAUGCUGAGACACGAUCUUCAACUUGUGGAUUGAGAGCCGGAGCCUUUACAGGGAAAGGUACUUUCGGUGACCCUUAUAUUUUGGAAAUUAAUCUAAGUGGAGGACUGCUGACUCAACAGCCUGAUUGUGGGGUUAAGCAAUCUACUGAUUCUACCCUGAACCUGGUCAUGAUCAAACAGAAGACGUGUGAGGCGAACUCCAGUACAGACCAACGCUACGUCAGCAGCUGUAAGGUCACGUUACCCCCCAGCAACUACACAACGACAAGCGGCCAAGCUUCAUAUUACUGUGUGUAUCCAGGUUCUAUCAAAUUGACCUAUCAGCAGACCUCGCUAGACCUACCUCCACCGGCAGACAUCUACGCCUUGGGCAAGAGAGCAACAUGCUCUAAAUUUGUUGGUUCUGGAAGUGGUCUUGGCGUGGAGGGAAACCCAUUCCAGUUACAGAUUGAUGCCACGAACACAGUCUUGGAUUGUGGAGUCAUGAGUACAGACGUGAACAUCUACACUGUGCUGAUCUAUGUCCAGCAGUACCCGACCGUACUCACCAAAUACGACUACACUUACCAACUGACCUGUAACUUUAGUAACAACGCAACCAUAACUUUACAGAGCCAGAUCACUACAGUUGUCAGUCAAAACCCAACGCAAGUUUUGUCUCAAAGACCGACAUCUGCCUCGUUAUCUGUUGUCUCAGGGUCAGGAUCGGCAGGGUUGUCUUCUCUUGUCGUUGGCGACCAGAUUCGUUUGGUGGCACAGCUUCUUGAUAGUCCUGCUACUGGUCUUAGGGUGACAUCAUGCACUGCAAGUCCAGGUCAAGGAAUGUUGCCUGUCAUACAAGUGUUAAAUACCAAAGGAUGCUCUACUCAGCCAGUUUUAGUGCCACCGUUUGUCGGCCAGUCUCCAACUGGUACAGUGGCCAUGACUGGACUUUUCAAUGCCUUUAAAUUUGAACAAUCAAAUACCGUGUUCUUUCAGUGUAAUGCAAGUGUUUGUUAUGAUGGUGAUCUACGGUGUCUCGGGAGCCACUGCAAUUUAAAUAGCAGACGUAAACGUGAGGCAGCAGACGACCCCGUACAGGUGUUGGGCGUGACAUUGACGGUGAAGGACAAUGUGACCUCAACGGGUCGAGAGGAUCUCAAGACGCCAAAAGUCCAGGACAAGUCACCUGUAGAAGCUGGGACCAAGGGAGCGAAGUCUUCCGCUGAUCACAAUACAACACUGCAGUUAUUGGACUUGGUUCUAUUGACUGUUGUAAUGGCAGCAUCAAUGUUGCGGCCUUAAAACAAAUUUGUUUUUCUAACUUAAACAACAUGAGAAAUAGAAACCUAACAUUACAAUCAUCAACAACACACCAACACAAAUAUGGACGCUACUUGAACGAUGAAGAGGUGGCCGUGGCCUUAAUACAACAUAGAUGUGGCCAUGACAUGAAAGAACAGAAAGUCAACGCACUACAUGUACAACAAGUUAUUUAGUAUCUACAACAUGUUACACAAUAAGUACAUAACAGUACAGUUCUGUAAUAGAUCUUUAAUGAUUGCUUUAUGUUUUAUAAAUAAUAAACAAAAAUUAAAUUUAAAUAGAUUCAUAAACAUUAUUGUUAUCAUAAACGGGCUACUUGUGAGGCUACAUAAUUGAAUGCUAAUAUAUGUACAUAAUUUAACCUUUUUUUCUUCAUUGAAGAGUUGCGUAGCAACAAAGAGCCUAAAAUUAACGAAAUCACAUUAGAA
Molecule: messenger RNA, 2284 nt
Organism: Biomphalaria glabrata
Lineage: Eukaryota; Metazoa; Mollusca; Gastropoda; Planorbidae
Exons: 12
Coding region: 408-1835 (475 amino acids)
Source: RefSeq, a predicted model, not a curated record